Drechmeria coniospora is the source of this 2097-nucleotide messenger RNA. RefSeq lists its product as uncharacterized. The record is from RefSeq and is a predicted model, not a curated record. The transcript has 2 exons. NCBI's taxonomy places the organism in Eukaryota, Fungi, Ascomycota, Sordariomycetes, Hypocreales, Ophiocordycipitaceae. The coding region runs from base 1 to 2097 and encodes 698 amino acids. Gene Ontology annotation, cellular component: membrane.
AUGGCGCACAUCAUGAGAGCUGCCACACCGGUCGGCUCAACCAUCUUCGCCAUCUUUGCCCUUCUCGCCAUCUCCCUCGUCGUCCUCCUAAUCUUGCGCCAUUACCUCCCACUGCGAACAACGCCUGCGUUCUAUCUCGUUCCCAUAUUCUUUGCUCUCUGGCUCCCCUCGAUCGUCAUCAUCCUUGUCCCCAUCGAUCUUGCGUCGAGCGCCGCCACCGAUGACGAGGCCACGAGAGGCGUGUGGCUGCCAGAGCGAGUGGUCUUGGUGUCAUGGAGGAUCACGUACUGGCUGAUAUUCGCCCUGACAUGGUUUCUCCUCCCCAUCCUCGGCGAAUACUCGGAUGCCGGCUAUCACGACCCCAACAAGAAGCUCACGUACUCUCUCCGACAGAAUGCACAAUUCUACACUAUAUGUGCCGCGGCCGGCGUCGUCGGCAUCGCCUACAUCGCCAUCGUGUACCAACUCACAUUUGAAUCCCUCAAGGCCCUCAUCAUGGCCCUCGCCUACUGCUGGGGCCUGUUUCUCGCCGUUUACCUGAUGGGACACGGCUUGGUGUCGAUCCCCAGGCAGUUGAUUCGCGGCGCGAGCAUCAGCGGGAGAUUACGGAGGCUGCAGACCAUGGCACCCAAGGUCCAUGAGCAGGUGGGGGAUUCUCUCAUUACCCUGGAAGAGAUUGAGGCCCAAGUCCACGAGCUUGGUCGCCGGAAGACUGGCAGCGCCGUGGGCUUCCAGGACUGGAUUGAGGAGCUGCAAGAUAUGGCCGGCAUAUCCGCCAACCAGCAUCCAUCCUCCGCUGUCAGGAUUGACUCGCGCGAUUCCACUGUACCGACCGUCAUCACCGAAAUGUAUCUGGCCGAUCUGACGAGACGGCUCGUUCGCGCACGCCACGCCCGGUCUCGAUACGCGGACGAAUGGAACCGUCUCACCCGAGAUGCCGCCAGGGCGCAGGCGAUAUUGGACUCGGCUGCUUCCAAAACUCUUGACUUUGGCAAUACCUCGCCGCAUUCUGGAGGCUGGGGCAGGGUCAAUAUCCUAACACCCUACACACGGUUCCUCUGCUACUACUACAUCUUGCCAUACGGACAGCUGCUGUUGGGCAUGCUUCUUGCCGUCGCCUCUGUCUGCAUCAUAUGGUCCGAGUUCGUCAAGUUCACAUUUCCGAAGCUGUCCAUUGUUCGGCUCAGCGUCGUCCACCAUUGGGUUGGUGACAAGGCCCAAGUCGGGUUCGCCGGCCAGAUGAUAUCGGCUUGCUGGAUCUGCUACAUGUGCGCGGCCGCGCUCACUUCCAUGACAGAGGUCAAGGUCUGGCGAGGCCGCGCGCUGGUCAAGCGUAACACUGCCUAUGAGUCAGCCUUUUGGUACGCGAUGCAGGUGGCGAAGCUUUGCAUUCCGUUGUCGUACAACUUCUUGACGUUCCUCACGGCCGAAAUCUACACAAAAACCACCUUCUACCACUUUCUGGGCCGGCUAAUCGAUUUCACUUCUCUCGGUCGAUGGUUCAACGACAUCUUCCCGAUUGUCCUCUUGGUUCCCAUCGUGGCCACAUUGUUCGGAAUUUACGGCAGGGUUAAGCGUCUCUUGGUGGGAGUUGACCUCAUGGAUGACGACUAUUACAGCCCAUUGAGCGGCGGCGCAGGAUCCUGGCGCGAGGGACGGGAUCUCAUAGAGCACGAUUUAGGCGGCACCUCUCUCCUUCGGCGACGCGACGAGGCCAUGGCCAGACUGGCGGCGAGCGGAAACGCAGUUGGCCGAUCCGCUCCUGGGCUAUCGGUCCCCUCGACGCAAAGCUCGGUCGCUUCUCCCACCCGCUCCACCGUCCCUGUACCAGCCAACGGCCGUCGACAGGUGCCGUUCGCGGAUGAACCCCCCGAGGACGACAAUAUGUUCCAAAUCAUUGGCCACCGGAUGAAGAACACUCUCGACUCCAUAGAGGCGCCCAAGUGGCUGCAAGACUUUGGGAGCGGUCUGAAAAGUCCAAAAUGGAUGGGUGGGAACGACGAGCCCGGCUCGCAGCACCCUUCCGACAUUAGGAGGUGGUUUGGCGGAAGAGGAGGGGGUGGUGAGAGUGGGAGUGAGGGACAAGUUCGCAUCUGA